Daphnia carinata is the source of this 2070-nucleotide messenger RNA. It is a transcript of the gene OXA1L, whose product is annotated as mitochondrial inner membrane protein OXA1L-like. Gene Ontology annotation, biological process: protein insertion into mitochondrial inner membrane from matrix; mitochondrial respiratory chain complex IV assembly. The transcript is spliced from 9 exons. The coding region runs from base 86 to 1417 and encodes 443 amino acids. Gene Ontology annotation, cellular component: mitochondrial inner membrane. The record is from RefSeq and is a predicted model, not a curated record. Gene Ontology annotation, molecular function: membrane insertase activity. NCBI's taxonomy places the organism in Eukaryota, Metazoa, Arthropoda, Branchiopoda, Diplostraca, Daphniidae.
UAAAAAAGCACAGUUUAAAGUUUGAUUUGUAUGCGAACAUUAUUGUCCUGGGAUUUGAAGACUUGCUUACGCCAACAACUUGAAAAUGAUUUCUCAGUCGAGUCGUUUCCUUCUUCUUCCGUUACGAAAACAGUUUACUUGCACGGUGCGUGCGGCAGCUGUCGUAAUCCCCGUCAAAUCUUACCACACACCCGCCAUUUCCUCUGUAUUUUUCAGCAAAUGCAGACCCUUAAGGCUUCACGUCAAAAUUUCCAACGUGACACCUUGUUCUCAACGCCAGCUGAGCCUUUCUGCGUAUUCCAGAAAUGUGGCAAACGGGCCAACACUCACCAGUGUACCGGCUGCUGCUGCAACAACCAAUAGUACCUCAGAAUUUGUUGACAUACCUGCACCUCCACCCGUACCAACAUCAGUGGAAACAAUUUCAGAGGCAAUUUCCACAAGCAAUUUGGCAGAACCUGCCUUUACAGAAAUUGGUUUAGGAGGAAUGUCACCAAGUGGCCUCAUUCAAACGUGUUUGGAAUGGUUGCACAUUGGCUUGGAUAUUCCUUGGUGGGCUUGCAUCGCGUUAGGGGUGUUGACAGUUCGAACACUUAUGUUUCCCCUAGUCAUAAAAGCCCAGAAGAAUGCAGCCAAAAUGACAAACAAUAUGCCACAGUUACAGGUUCUCCAGCAAAAAAUGACAGAUGCAAGACUGUCUGGAAAUGCCAUCCAAUCCGCCCAGAUGGCGUAUGAGAUUCAACAGUUCAUGAAGGAGAAGGGAUUGAACCCUUUUAAAAAUUUGAUGGUGCCUCUGAUCCAGGCACCUGUGUUUAUGAGUUUUUUCUUUGCCUUAAAGGGUAUGGCAAAUACACCAGUAGAGAGCAUGAAACAUGGAGGGUUGUUCUGGUUCACUGAUCUUACAAUCUGUGACCCAUAUUACAUACUGCCAAUGCUAACUAGUAUUACAGUGUGGGCAACCAUUGAAUUGGGAACCGAUUCAGCCAGGCUUUCUGCUCAAGGCUCACCACUGCUUAUUUAUUUCUUCAGAGCCAUACCAUUCAUCAUGUUUCCCAUUACCAUGAAUUUCUCCGGGGCCAUUCUCUGCUAUUGGCUGACAACCAACAUAAUAUCUUUAAUACAAGUGGGUUUCCUGCGAAUCCCAAAAGUUCGAAGCUAUUUCGACAUAGAUCAGUUAAUAACUGUGACCCCGCUUAAAGGAGCAGGUGCGAAAAAGGGAUUCAUGGAAUCAUUGCGGGAAGCAUGGACUAACCAGAAAAUCACCAGCGAGCUCAACGAACGCCAGCGACUCAUGGACUCAAAUUUCAAACGUGCGGGUACAGGCCCCGUUCAAAAAACGUAUUCGUAUAACCCAACAGCACCCAAAGCACAACAGCUAGUCCAACAGGGUUUCAAACAAGCCAAAAAAGCGGCAUAAUUUUCUUGGAUUGUAAGAGCAAAACAGCAGUUGAGAUAAACUUGUUUAUAGUAGACUUAGUGAUUUUAAAUAAGCUUUUUUGUUUUUUUCUCAUUUCUUUUCCAAUUGGCUUAUCACCAACAAAAUGUAAAUAGUUUUAUCGACUUGUUUGAGUUUGGCCUUCUUCGUCACUGGGUGUACAACCUACCUACAAUACCGAGGGCGGAUAAGUGUUUCGCAGACUCAAAAAGCGAAGUCGCUCGCGAAGUUCCGAUCCAGCUCACUGACCUAACAAGCGCCUUUUUAAUUCUAGGCAUUGGUACUGGACUUGGAUUUUUGACGUUUUCGGUUGAACAGAUUUAUUCAAACUACAAAAAGCACAGACAUCAUUAGUUGGCGUUAAUUUAAAAAAAAAUUAUUUCAGUUUGAUGGUAAGCUUGCUUAGUGGGUGAUCCAAGUAACUCUUUUUACAUUUUUAAAGUAAGCUUGAAUGUAGGAGAGAAGUAGCAUUAGAUAGUAGUGAAGCUUAGUUUCGUUUCUUGAAAAUUUCGCUAUCUGCUGCAAGAAGUUAUAAUGAAUAUGUAGAAAUGUGUUGUUUUUCUUUCUUUUUCAGCAUCUGUGUUGAAUUCCCCCAUCUGUCGUCAGCGUCAAUAAUAAACGUAUAGUCAAUCUUA